Messenger RNA from Bufo gargarizans (Asiatic toad), 1288 nucleotides. RefSeq names its product fibroblast growth factor 22 (gene FGF22). Lineage: Eukaryota; Metazoa; Chordata; Amphibia; Anura; Bufonidae. The coding region runs from base 191 to 718 and encodes 175 amino acids. Gene Ontology annotation, molecular function: growth factor activity; fibroblast growth factor receptor binding. Gene Ontology annotation, biological process: positive regulation of gene expression; positive regulation of cell population proliferation; animal organ morphogenesis. The transcript has 4 exons. Gene Ontology annotation, cellular component: cytoplasm. The record is from RefSeq and is a predicted model, not a curated record.
CAGUUUAGAAAAUGUUACAGUCUGUAGAGAGCUACAUACAGAUAACACAAGGGGAGAACUUACUUAUCCUAUGGCAAAAGUACUAUCUACAAUAUGGAGUAAUCCCAACUGUAUGAUGGAGAAACAGAAGAGCUUGGAGUUGUGGACACCAAAAGUCUUACUAGGGAAGACCUACAUGUAUUGAUUUGGAAUGCACAAGGCCCUUGAUCCAGCAAGAACCUCUCUCUACUUGACAUUAUGGAUUUUGCUACUCCUUGUUGUUUCAUCAUUAUCCCCCUAUAAGAAUGGGAAUCGUCUGAUUCACAGCUACAAACAUUUGGAGGGAGAUGUACGAUGGCGACGAUUCUUCUCCGCAACUCACUACUUUCUAACCAUUGAACAAUCAGGCCAAGUGAGAGGAACACGAAGGUUCAACUCAAACAGUAUAUUCCAAGUUUACUCUGUGAACGUUGGCGUGAUUGCAAUGCAUUCACCUGGAGCUGGACUGUAUGUUGCCAUGGACAGAAAGGGAAAAGUAUAUGGUGCUAAGGAAUAUGGCCCCAACUGUGAGUUUCAGGAGCGAAUCGAGGAAAACGGUUACAAUACCUAUUCUUCUGUAAGAUGGCGUCACAAUGGACAUUUCAUGUACCUGGCAUUAAGAGGGAAUGGACUUGCAAGACUGGGCAGCAGGACUCGUCACACACAUCACUCUACACAUUUCUUACCCUUAUUACUAUAAUUUUGUUGGAGGACGUGUCCUCUACAUGCAUGGGAUCCAAAGCCAUGGCUUUAAAAGACAGAAAUGCACUGAGAGAUCCAUGUUAAUUCCCAAUGCAGUCUGAGUGCAAGCCAGAAUAAAAAGGAAUGCAUACAUAAAAUUUUAUACAGAAACCAAUCCAUAAUACUGGAAAAUAAAAAAAAUUCUAGAGUGUUGUGAAUUUGCCUUUAUCCUGGAAGGAACAAGUAAGACUCCUGAGAGGGACAUUAUUGAAGAAUGUUUCCUAAUGGAAUCGAAUUGGCACUCUGAACGAUGCAAGGUGACACAAACCAUUACUGUAUUACCGCCCAAAUGUUAUGAAGAGCAAUCGAUGUGUGUGAUCUCAGCUCAGCUAAAGGGUUAUUCUGGUUCUCAAGUUAUCCCCUAUCGAAAAGAUAUCACGAGAACGGAGGCCCAGCAUAACUAAAGAAAGCGGCAUGUUGAGCAUAUGUACUGCUGCUCCGUUCUUCUUUAUAGGAUUGCCAAAAAUAGACUGCCAUCUUGGGGUUUCUGCAGGGUACAAAGCCCCCAUUCUCGUGAUAAGUGGGAGUC